Messenger RNA from Chinchilla lanigera (long-tailed chinchilla), 4100 nucleotides. It is a transcript of the gene Map3k6, whose product is annotated as mitogen-activated protein kinase kinase kinase 6. The record is from RefSeq and is a predicted model, not a curated record. Gene Ontology annotation, molecular function: MAP kinase kinase kinase activity; ATP binding. Gene Ontology annotation, biological process: protein phosphorylation; cellular response to stress; MAPK cascade. The transcript is spliced from 29 exons. NCBI's taxonomy places the organism in Eukaryota, Metazoa, Chordata, Mammalia, Rodentia, Chinchillidae. Bases 1 to 3873 code for a protein of 1290 amino acids.
AUGGCGGGGGUGUGCCCCGGGCCCGGGACCUUGGAGCGCGCCGGCAGCUGCUGGCAGGACCCUCUGGCCGAGGCGCUGAGCCGGGGCAGGCCGAUCGCUGCGCCCCCGGGCCGGGGCUGCGCGCGGAGCCGGCCGCUCAGCGUGGUCUAUGUGCUGACGCGGGAGCCGCGGCCCGAGGUGGAACCUGGGGCGGGAACCGAGGCGGAACCACUGCCCCUGCGCUGCCUGCGCGAGGCCUGUGCGCAGCUCUCGGGGCCUCGGCCGCCGCCACAACUGCGCAGCCUGCCCUUUGCGACCCUGGCGCUGGGUGACACCACCGCGCUGGAUUCCUUCUACAAUGCGGAUGUGGUGGUGGUGGAGGUGAGCGGCUCCCUGGCACAACCCUCCCUGUUCUACCACCUUGCCGUGCGUGAGAGCUUCAGCAUGACCAACAAUGUGCUCCUCUGCUCCCAGGCCGACCUCCCUGACCUGCAGGCCCUGCGUGAGGAUAUUUUCCAGAAGAACUCGGACUGUGCUGGAAGCUAUACACUGAUCCCCUAUGUGGUGACAGCCACUGGUCGGGUGCUGUGUGGUGAUGUCGGCCUCCUGAAGGGCCUGGCUGACGGGCUGGUACAGGCUGGGGUGGGCACCGAGGCCCUGCUCACUCCCCUGGUGGGCCGCUUUGCCUGCCUGCUGGAGGCCACUUCCACGGACUCCUGUGGCUAUUUCCGGGAGACCAUUCGGCAGGCUAUCCGGCAGGCUCGGGAGCGGCUCAGUGGGCAGCAGCUUCGGCAGGAGCUGGCUCGCCUGCAGCGGAGACUGGACAGCGUGGAGCUGCUGAGCCCUGACAUCAUCAUGAACCUGCUGCUGUCCUACCGCGAUGUGCAGGAUUACUCAGCCAUCAUUGACCUGGUGGAGACGCUGCAGGCCUUGCCCACCUGUGACGUGGCCGAGCAGCACAAUGUCUGCUUCCACUACACAUUUGCUCUCAACCGGAGGAACAGGCCUGGGGACCGGGAGAAAGCACUUGCUGUGCUGCUGCCCCUGGUACAGUUCGAGGGCUCUGUGGCGCCUGAUCUGUACUGCAUGUGUGGCCGAGUCUACAAGGACAUGUUCUUCAGCUCCGGCUUCCAGGAUACUGGGCACCUGGAGCAGGCCUAUCACUGGUACCGCAAGGCCUUCGACGUGGAGCCCAGCCUGCACUCCGGCAUCAACGCAGCUGUGCUCCUCAUCGCAGCUGGGCAGCAGUUUGAGGACUCUGAGGAGCUCCAGCUCAUAGGCAUGAAGCUGGGCUGCCUGCUGGCCCGCAAAGGCUGUGUGGAGAAGAUGCAGUAUUACUGGGAUGUAGGUUUCUACCUGGGAGCCCAGAUCCUUGCCAAUGACCCUAUCCAGGUGGUGCUGGCUGCAGAGCAGCUGUACAAGCUCAAUGCCCCCAUAUGGUACCUGGUGUCAGUGAUGGAGACCUUCCUGCUCUACCAGCACUUCAGACCCACGCCAGAGCCCUCUGGAGGACCCCUACUGCGUGCUCACUUCUGGCUGCACUUCUUGCUGCAGUCCUGCCAGCCGUUUAAGACACCCUGUCCCCAGGAAAACCAGUGCUCGGUGCUGGUCCUUGAGAUGAACAAAGUGCUGCUGCCCGCAAGGCUUGAGGUUGAGGGGAUGAGCCCCGUGAGCGCUGUGACCCUUCGCCUGCUGGAGCCAGAGACGCAGGAGGAGCCCUCCAGCUGGACCUUCCCAGUGGCCUCCAUCUGCGGAGUCAGUGCCUCCAAGCGCGACGAGCGCUGCUGUUUCCUCUACGCGCUUCCUCCGGCCCAGGACGUCCAGCUGUGCUUCCCCAGCGUCGGGCACUGCCAGUGGUUCUGCGGCCUCAUCCAGGCCUUGGUGAAGAAUCCAGAUUCCACGGCGCCCGCGGAGGAGGCGGGCAGCGUGGGGGAGGUGCUCGAGUUUGACUAUGAAUACACGGAGAACGGCGAGCGGCUGGUGCUGGGCAAGGGCACCUACGGCGUGGUGUACGCAGGCCGCGACAGGCACACGAGGGUGCGCAUCGCCAUCAAGGAGAUCCCCGAGCGGGACAGCAGAUUCUCUCAGCCCCUGCACGAAGAGAUUGCUCUCCACAAACGCCUGCGCCACAAGAACAUCGUGCGCUAUCUGGGCUCCGCCAGCCAGGGCGGCUACCUCAAGAUCUUCAUGGAGGAAGUGCCCGGAGGCAGCCUGUCCUCCUUGCUGCGCUCAGUGUGGGGACCCCUGAAGGACAAUGAGAGUACUAUCAGCUUCUACACCCGCCAGAUCCUGCAGGGACUCAGCUACCUGCACGACAACCGCAUUGUGCACCGGGACAUCAAGGGGGACAAUGUACUGAUCAACACUUUCAGUGGGCUGCUCAAGAUUUCUGACUUUGGCACCUCCAAGCGGCUAGCAGGCAUCACACCCUGCACUGAGACAUUUACAGGGACCCUGCAGUAUAUGGCCCCAGAAAUCAUUGACCAGGGCCCGCGGGGAUAUGGGAAGGCAGCUGACAUCUGGUCACUGGGCUGCACUGUAAUUGAGAUGGCCACGGGUCGGCCACCCUUCCAUGAGCUAGGGAGCCCACAGGCUGCCAUGUUUCAGGUGGGCAUGUAUAAGGUGCAUCCACCGAUGCCCGACUCUCUGUCAGCUGAGGCCCAAGCCUUCCUCCUCCGAACUUUCGAGCCGGACCCCCGCCUCCGAGCCAAUGCCCAAACUUUGCUGGGAGACCCCUUCCUGCAGCCUGGGAAGAGAAGCCGCAGCCCCAGCUCCCCUCGGCAAGCUCCUCGGCCCUCAGAUGCCCCUUCAGCUGGCCCCACUCACUCGGCGGACAUGACCACCCAGUCCCACACAUUCCCUCGGCCUCAGGCACCCUCUCAGCACCCACCCAGCCCUCCCAAGCGCUGCCUCAGUUAUGGGGACACCUGCCUGCUCCGGGUGCCCGAGGAGCCCGGAGUCGAGGAGCCAGCGUCCCCGGAGGAGAGUUCGGGGCUCAGCCUGCUGCACCAGGAAAGCAAGCGCAGGGCCAUGCUCGCAGAGGUGCUGCAGCAGGAGCUGCCCACGCUGGCGGACAAUCUGCGCCUGGAGCGGGAGCAGGGUUCCCGUCUAAGCAAGCCUCAUGUAGAACAGCUGCUGCGCUGCCUCAGCGCGCACAUCCACACCCCCAACCGCCGACAGCUGGCCCAGGAGCUGCGGGCGCUGCAAGCACAGCUGCAGGCCCAGGGCCUCGGGCCGACCCUUCUGAGUGGACCGCUCUUCGCCUUCCCAGAUGCGGUGAAGCAGAUCCUCCGCCAGCGCCAGAUCCGCCCACACUGGAUGUUCGUGCUGGACUCGCUGCUCAGCCGCGCGGUCCGGGCAGCCCUGGCUGUGCUCGACCCAGAGGUGGAGAAGAAGACGGUCUCACCAAGGUCACAGGAGCUGAGCAGAGACUGGGAGUCCCAGCAGAAGCAGCAGGAGACCCAGCUCCCGGCAGAACCCGAGCAGAGCCCCCUGCCUCUGAUAGUGCAGCUGGGCCUCCUGCGAGCUGAGACUGACCGGCUUAGGAAUGUCCUGGUGGAGAAGGAACGGGAGUGCCAGGCCUUGGUGCACCGGGCGCUACAGCGGGUGAAUGGGGAGGCCGGAACCUACGCUCUGGCCUCAGAGCCUCCGGCGUCUCUCACAAAGGACCAGAGCCUGGUGCAGUGGCUACAGGACCUAAGUGUGGAUGCAGGGACCAUCCAAACGCUGCUGAACCACAGCUUCACCCUCCAUGCUCUGCUCACCUGUGCCACUCGAGAUGACCUCCUCUACACCCGAAUCAGGGGAGGAAUGGUAUGCCGCAUCUGGAGAGCCAUCUUGGCACAGCGAGCAGGAUCCAUGUCAGGAACCCUGGGACCCCGAGAGGCCGAAUGAGGACAGCAGAGGCAGGACAGACCCACAGACGGAUGGAGAAACGGAGAAGACAUGAAGCUGCUCCUGAAACACCAACCCAGGAGCCAGGGACAACUGUGGGAGGCUGGGAAGCGGGGCCGGAGUAGGCCCAGGCCCAGCCCCAGUGUGGAGAACCAGCUGCAGAAGCACCCAAGUGUUUGGUAAACAGGACCAAAGACUAUUAAACAGUGCCUGUCUUGGCCCCUCUG